Molecule: messenger RNA, 1425 nt
Organism: Clupea harengus (Atlantic herring)
Lineage: Eukaryota; Metazoa; Chordata; Actinopteri; Clupeiformes; Clupeidae
Product: fibronectin-like
Exons: 7
Coding region: 1-1425 (474 amino acids)
Molecular function (GO): protein binding; zinc ion binding; GTP binding
Source: RefSeq, a predicted model, not a curated record
AUGUUACAGUGCGUACUGACCGGGAAGGCGCAGGAGGCAUAUGCAGCGUUGUCGGUGACGGAUAGUGUGAGUUAUAAAUCGGUGAAGGAGGCGGUGCUUAAGGUCUAUGAGAUGGUGCCGGAGGCCUAUCGUCAGCGGUUCAGGGAGGGUAGGAAAGAGGACAAGCAGUCCUACCUGGAGUUUGCACGAGAGCUGGUGAUUACUUUUAAUCGUUGGCUCAAGGCGUCCAAGUCCUGCUUGACCUGCACUGCCUCCUUCUGUGAGGUCUAUGUGAAGCAGCACUACACAGCUCCAGCACUGCAGAGACACACGCUGGUGGACGCCACUGAAGACCUGGAGCAGAGGCUGUGCCAACGACACAACAGAGAUCGGGAACUAUAUUGCAGGACUGACCAGACUGGGGCUUACAAGUCCUGCUUGACCUGCGCUGCCUCCUUCUGUGAGGUCCAUGUGAAGCAGCACUACACAGCUCCAGCACUGCAGAGACACACGCUGGUGGACGCCACUGAAGAUCUGGAGCAGAGGCUGUGCCAACGACACAACAGAGAUCGGGAGAUAUAUUGCAAGACUGACCAGACUCGUCUGCAAAUAAAUAAACCAGAGAUGGAAAAUAAGACAGCUGUUCCUCCUCCUGGGCCCAUUGAGUUCACCUCAGUGAAGCCAGACUCCGUGUGUCUGAGCUGGGGACCUCCUGAGGGGCUGGCUGGACCCCACAGAUUCAGGGUCACAUGGUCGGGUGAAGGCAGCCAGGAGCACCUUCAAGUGCAAGACCUGAAACUAGAUGUUCAGGGACUCACUCCAGGAGAGGAGUACCUGUUUACUGUGGCCACCCUCAGUGAUGAUGGCAGACUGAGUUCAUGUGUGUCUGCAACUGUCUGCACAGAUAUUCCUCCACCCGGGUGUCUUACUGUGGCUGUGGAUCUCACAUCAGUGUCCGUGACGUGGAGCAAACCGGAGGGAGUUGUUCAGGCCUCUUACCUACUGACCCUCUACAGAGAUGGAGAAUGUCUAAACACCGUUUCCAUCAGAUCUCUUCAACACCGUUAUGAGUUUGAAAUGAAGGCAGAAUACACCAUCAGUGUUUCCACAGUACUAAAAGGAGGCCAAAGCAAGCCCAUCUCUAAAACCAUCACAACAAGUUAUCCAGUCCCAGAGAAGUUGACUGUGAGCUCCGUGACUCCAACAUCUGCUAAUCUUAGCUGGAGCCUUCAUCAGGGGAUGGAGCAGUUUCCACACAGCUUCCCGAUCUCCUACCACAGUGAAGAGACUGAACUACAGACCACCUCUACAGAGUCAUGCAGCACAACUCUUACAGGCCUGACGCCAGGCACUAAAUAUACUGUCACUGUCUGCUGUGAGCUCAGAGAUGGGGGGAGGAGUCAGGCUGCUACACUCGUCAUCAAAACAGGUGAGAAAUUAGACUAA